Molecule: messenger RNA, 9938 nt
Organism: Phlebotomus papatasi
Lineage: Eukaryota; Metazoa; Arthropoda; Insecta; Diptera; Psychodidae
Gene: Dscam4
Product: cell adhesion molecule Dscam2
Exons: 20
Coding region: 464-6265 (1933 amino acids)
Biological process (GO): cell-cell adhesion
Molecular function (GO): protein binding
Source: RefSeq, a predicted model, not a curated record
AGUUCAGUGUGGAUUGUCGUUGGUGAAAGACGUGUUGGAAAAUCUCACAGUAAAAAAGAAGAGUUUCAGUCUUCAAAAGGAAUCACUUACAGAAGUGCUCAUCCCUCAUUUCCUAUCCAAAAUUCAUCCUUCAUCUUCUCAUAGAAACUUUUCCUACAAAAGUUAUUAAACACUGAAGAAAAAUUCUCAACCCCCCACAAAUUGAGAAAAGUCAAGAGUUUCUCCUUCGAAGAGGCCACCCUCGUAAAGUUCAUUGAGUGAUUAGUGGAGGAAAAUUCCUAUACAGAGACAACUCCUUGUCGUAGAACGAAUUUUAAUGUGGCAGAACUUAUAUUGACAAAAGAUUAUUGGUGUGAAAAUCAAUGAAAUCGAAAGUGUGAUUGGAAAAUUUUGGAGUGUGUAAAUAUUUUAGCAUCACUUGAGGACAUCGACAUGUAAUGAGAGUGAAAGUGUGGGUGAAAAAAUGGGCUGUUUUAGCCAUCUUUUGCUGGCGCUGCACGUUCUAUGCUUAGGAAAAGGUGUGAGGUUAUUAGAUCUGCAAGGACCAGUUUUUCUUCAUGAACCCCCACAUCGUGUUGAGUUUUCCAACAAUUCACUUACGACAAUCGAAUGCUCAGGCAGCGGAAGUCCUGCACCAGAGGUGGAAUGGUCGCCCGUUCUGCCCCAUCAAGACUUGGUAUUUCCACUGGCGAAUGGGAGUCUCUUGUUUUACCCAUUUUCGGCAGAAAAAUAUCGUCAUGAGAUACACUCGACUGUUUACAGGUGCAAACUGAAGAAUUUGGUUGGAACUAUUACCAGUCGUGAGGUUCACGUCAAAGGAGUUGUUAAUCAGAAAUACACAGUUCAGGUGCACGAUGAAUACGUCAUGACGGGAAAUACGGCGGUUCUCAAGUGCCAGGUACCGAGCUAUAUGGCAGACUAUGUGAUGGUGACGGCGUGGGUGCAAGAUACUGGAAUGCAUCUCUAUCCUAACACGGACAUCGGUGGGAAGUACACUGUUCUACCCAAUGGGGAUCUGUACAUCAGCAAUGCCGGGCCCAGUGAUGGCUUUAAGACUUACACGUGCCGAGUGGUUCAUCGACUGACAGGUGAAAUGCAGGUAUCCGCGUACCCGGGCAGGAUAAUCGUGACGGAACCCAAGGGAAUUGUACAGCCACGAAUAAAUGUUGAGAAGCAUUCAUCGCGACAUGUGACACUCAAUGGACACAUUACGUUGCCUUGUGUGGCCCAGGGACACCCCGUGCCGACCUACAGGUGGUUCAAGGAGGAGAAUGAACAAUUACUGCCUGUGCAGCUUAGCGAUCGCCUCACAAUCCUAGCAGCUGGUCUGCUUAAGAUUCAGAAGGCACGUCUCGAGGACACUGGAAAGUACCUCUGUUGGGUCAACAACUCAGCCGGCGAAGAGACAAUCCAAGUCAUGCUCACCGUUUCAGCUCCACUGACGGCCCACCUUCAGCCCCAGGUGCAGACGGUGGAUGUGGACAGAGACGCCCAUUUGCAGUGCAUAGUGUCAGGUUUCCCCGUGCAAGACAUUGUGUGGCUGCACGAUGGAAAACCAAUCUUGCGAGACAAUAGAAUUGAAAUUCACUCAGAACCACCACGAAUCAUCAUCAAGAGAGUGCAAAAGGACGAUCAAGGAAUGUACCAGUGUCUUGUAACAAAUGAUUGGGAACAAAUUCAGUCUACGGCUGAAUUGAAACUCGGAGAUGCAUCACCGGAACUUCUUUAUUGGUUCUCGGAACAAACACUCCAACCAGGACCGACAGUGUCUUUGAAAUGUGUCGCCACUGGAAAUCCCCCGCCACAGUUUCAGUGGACAUUGGACGGAUUUCCGAUUCCGGACAGUUCACGCUUUCUUGUUGGACAAUAUGUGACCAUUCACGAUGAUGUGAUAAGUCACGUCAAUAUAUCCAAUGUUAAGGACGAAGAUGGAGGAGAAUAUUCCUGCACAGCCCAGAACAGUAUUGGAAAAGUUUCGCAUAGUGCCAAAGUAAAUAUCUACGGACCACCGUUCAUUCGAGAGAUGCCCAAGAUUACUGGGGUAUCUGGGAAAGACUUAGUAAUAAAAUGCCCAGUAGCUGGAUAUCCAAUUGACAAGAUUCACUGGGAGAGAGACGGACAAACUUUACCGAUUAACCGUAGACAACGCGCCUAUGCGAACGGAACGCUAAUCAUUGAGCAGUUACAGAGACUUGAGGAUGCAGGGACAUACACGUGCAUGGCACAGAGUCGAGAAAAGCAAACUGCAAGGCGAAACGUUGAGAUUCAGGUUUUAGUACCGCCGAAAAUCAUGCCAAUACAAGCCAUGACGAACAUGCUUAGGGAAGGUAUGAGAGCGGCAAUCUCAUGCCAAAUCCUUGAAGGUGAUCUUCCUGUAAGCUUUCGAUGGGAACGUAAUGGAAAACCGGUAAUUGGGACGGGAAAUGAGGUGAUAAGGCGUCUGGAUGAGUAUUCAGCUAGUUUAGUAGUAGAACACAUAUCGUCCGAACAUUCUGGCAACUAUUCUUGUAUCGCAAGCAAUGUUGCAGGAACGGAAAAGUUCACAGUACCACUGACAGUCAACGUUCCACCAAAAUGGGUGAUUGAACCUAAAGAUUCAGCAGCUCAAGCUGGGCAUGAUGUUAUGCUACUGUGCGAAGCAGAUGGCUAUCCAAAGCCCAUCAUCACCUGGAAGAAAGCCAUAGGUGCAAGUCCAGGUGAAUACAAAGACUUUCUCUAUGAACCCAACGUAGUGCAGUACCCAAAUGGAACGAUUCACUUUAAGAAAAUCACAAAAGAGAGUCAGGGACACUUUUUGUGUGAAGCCAAGAAUGAAAUUGGCUCGGGGGUGAGCAAAGUGAUUUUCCUGAAAGUUAACGUGGCUGCCCAUUUUGCCAUGAAGAACAAGCAAAUCUUUAUAGCUCGCGGAAAGCAAGUUCACAUCCAAUGCAAUGUUCAGGGUGACACCCCAAUCGAUUUAAAGUGGCGCAUACAAAAUUCACAGCAACAUCUCGAUGAAUCUAUUGAUGCCAGGUACACGAUUAGGGAACAAAAUCUCGACGAUGGAAUGGUUUCUGAACUUGGAAUUUCUCACACAUAUCGCCAAGACACAGGCAUGUACAUUUGUCAAGCAAGCAAUGCUUUUGGACAGGAUGAGCUGUCCAUACAUUUGAUAGUUCAAGAGGUUCCUGAACCACCAAAGAAUCUCCGUAUUAAUGCUCAACAAUCUCGAAGUCUUCAACUCACAUGGAGUACUCCAUUUGCCGGUAAUAGUCCAAUAGAGGAGUUCCAUGUGCAGUAUAAAUUAAUUGCGGAUACGUGGCAGACUUCAGAAAGGAUAACUGUGAGUGGAUCGCAAACGGUAAUAACGAUAUCGAACUUAAAACCUGCGAAGACAUACCAUAUUCGAAUGGCGGCAGAAAACAAGCUAGGUGCGUCGGAUUUCUCUGAGAUUGUUCAAGUUACAACACUUGAGGAAGUCCCUUCAGGACCUCCUCUAAAUGUCAGAGGAGAAGCUAGAAGUUCGACUGAGAUAUUUGUCUCAUGGGAAGCUCCAGAACUUGAUCACAGAAAUGGGAAUCUCUUAGGAUACUAUGUAGGAUACCAGAUGGCAUCGAUGCGUACUGAGGUUAAUCCUACGCAAGGCUAUAACUUCAAAACGGUCGAGGUCCGUUCGCAUUUUGGAGGCGAAACUACUCUUAUUAAUCUCAAUAAGUUCACUCAGUACCACGUUAUUGUUCAAGCUUACACUAGCCAAGGUAGUGGUCCCCAGAGCGAAGAAAUACUGGUAAAUACCUUAGAAGAUGUUCCUACGAGUCCACCUGAAAGCCCAAAAUGCGACGUCUUAUCUUCAACAUCGAUUUACAUUACUUGGUCACCACCCAGCAUUGAUGGCCAGAAUGGAAAGAUCAAGGGCUACAAAGUCUCAUAUAUCUCAGUAGAGGAUCUCUACGAAAAGGAUCCUCAUACUGUAAAGUCAACUAAUCAGUACCUAACUGUUGAUAAUCUUCGUAAAUUCACCAACUACACGGUAUGGGUUUUAGCUUACACCAAAAUUGGUGAUGGCGUUAAAACCAAAUUAUUCUUCUGUACAACUCAUGAAGACGUUCCCUCAGCUCCUUCAGCUAUCAAAGCCAUUCCUGCUUCAAGCACCAAAAUCAUUGUGUCCUGGUUACCACCUCUCAAUCCAAAUGGAGAAAUUACCGGUUACACAUUCUACAUGUCUGUUUUCGAAGGUGGUCGAGAUGAGGGAACCCAUAAGAAAAUCUUAGGACCUUACGUUGAAAUGCAUGAAACACAGCGACUUCAAGAUGGAGCAACGUAUCAAUUUUGGUUAACAGCUUCAACUAAAAUAGGUGAAGGUGAUAAGACUAAAGUUGUUACAGUUCAACCAAAUAACAAGGUCCCUGCAAGGAUAGUCUCCUUCAGUAGACGAAUAGUUACUCCGUGGAAACAAGAUUUGGUACUCCCUUGUAAGAAAGUAGGAGUUCCAGCUCCUGUAACAGUCUGGCGUCAAGACGGGCAUUCCAUGGAUACAAACUCAAGGAAGUCUAUAGCAAAGAAUGGAACACUUACGAUUAGAGACUGUCAGCAUGCAGAUGGAGGAAAUUAUACGUGCAGUGUGGAAAAUACUUGGGGAAAGGACGAAAUUAUCUACCAUUUGGUCAUUAAGGUCCCUCCAGAUCCACCUAACUUGACCGUUAUCAGUACAUAUACAGACAGCCUCAUGCUUGAAUGGACAGACAACAAGAACGGAGGAAGCCCUAUUCUAGGCUACGUCAUCAACUACAAACGCGACAAUGGUGAUUGGGAAGAAUUGCAGAUUGAUUCCAAAACCAAUUCUCACCUUUUGGGGAAUUUAUGGUGCGGUACGCGAUAUCAGUUGUACAUAACAGCAUUGAAUAAGAUCGGAACAGGACUUCCAUGUGACAUUGUCAACUCCUUUACAAAGGGUAACGCACCCGUUCAGCCCAAGCACAACCAAAUGAUUACCAACAACUCUACGAGUGUCACAUGUUGGCUGGAUUCGUGGGGUGAUGGAGGCUGUGGUAUUCUCUAUUUCGUCAUCGAGUACCGUCCAUUUGGGCGAUCCCACUGGAAUAUGGUGGCAGGACAUGUGGCGCCCACAGAACGAAUUUACACGGUCAAUGACCUGUCGCCAACCACAAAGUAUCAACUUCGAGUUACUGCCCACAACAACGCCGGAUCAACCGUAGCCAUUUACAACUUUACAACUCUCACACCACAAGGAAUUGUUUAUCCCGGCGAUCAUCCCCCUUCGGUCUCACACAAUUUAGGGGAGAGUGCCUUCUAUGCAAAUUUCAAGGUUCUUCUGCCCGUCUCACUCUCCAUUCUCAUCCUCCUCAGUCUCAUCGCGGCUGUUCUUCUCAUAAGAAAACGAAAAAUGAACGCACAAAAUCGAGUACCAUCGUCAUCGAUCUCCGAAUCACCUUCACUGGCUAAUCUGCAAAACAAGGCAAACAGGGAUCAGCAGUACUUGGCUGUGAGGUGCAAUCAGGGCAGUAAUAGAAACAGCAAUUCAGCGGAUUCGGGAAGUUUUAAGGCCGAAGGCAACGAGUACAUCGAGGACAUUUGUCCAUAUGCAACGUUCCAGCUCAACAAACAAACCUACAGCGAAAGUUCAUAUAGUGGAAAUGUCUACAGUGGACCAUAUCAUUCCGUUCGAGGUUCCUUCGUCUAUCACGACGUCAAGACGGACAACUAUCACAGCAAAGAGCCCGAAUACACAAAAGUACGCCGAAAAGGUGGACGGUUGAGGGAUCCUCAUUCGGAGAGUCAAGAAUCGGACAAUCCAGGUUCAACAGAUUCCGAAGUGAGGAAAAUCUUAACGCUUCACAUACCAAUUACAGAAUACGACACCUUGGGCUCCGAAUCCGACAACGAAUUGACCUCUCGGGCUGUCAAUCAAAAGAAAUAUCGACCACAGAGAGAUUCUCAGGAUGAGACAUCAUCGUCAUCGGAAAAUUCACCCUCGAACAUAUCAACAAGAAAAGCUAAACCACCCUAUUCAGCACGAAAGGGCGCCAAACCCGCGCAAAAUCUACCAAAGAGACACGUUCGAAGUUCUAGCGGCUACUCAAGUCACAACGAGGAAACGACAUUCAGUAUAUCGAACUAUCCGAAUUAUUCCGACGACCACAUAAAUCCACCGCACCAUUUUCUGGACUCACCUUCGGGGGUAACCGGUGAGAAGAAGACCAGCCAUUCACCUCGAAUUCGAUCCACGCAGAAGCUCCAACGAGAAGCUUUUCAAAUUAAUGUAUAAUAAUGCACCACGUAUGGGGAAUACCUUGUUUAGCCAGAGAUUGGGUUAAACGGAGCAUAAAGUUAUAGAAAUUGUUAAUGAAUAGAGAGAAAACCAGCUUGAAAUAUGCGAAUGAUUUUAUGACAAAAAAUGGAAAUAAAACAUGUAAUAUAUUAAUGAAAGAAAAAUCUUUAAGAGAAAAAUAAAAAAAGAGGUAGAUAGAAAUAUUUUUUAGCUCAAGUAUUUGUUGAUUUUAUACGUUUUUACUCAUAUAUUUAAACAUAUAUUUUUUAAUUAUAAUACUGAUGAAUCAAUUCUGUAAAUAAACUUAUUGAUCGUAUUUAAUGCGCUCCUUAACAAAUUAUAGUUCAAUUUUAUAAAUUGAUUCAUUUGUGAAGCAACCUUUUUGGAUGAUGGUAACUAGCCAAUAAAAAAGAAAGAACAGGAGCUACUUAGGAAAAACAUAGUGAUGAUAUAUUUAUGAUUAUGACUUGACAUAUCUUGAUAAAAAUGGAAGACGAUAAAUUAAGAAUUUUUUGUCGUAAAUACAAAAAAACAUUCACGUUCCAAUACUAAUUUAUUUAACAGCCAAAAAAAAACAAGAACUGGUAAAUAUCUAAUACACUGAUUAAAAAUAAACGACUGUCUUUCAAUUUUGUAAAAAUAUUUUAAAAAGAAAUAAAUUAUUGCAUAACAAUUUAAGACAUACUGAAUAUAAUGAAGGAAGCAGGAAUGUGCCAAAAAAAACUUUUCUAUAUGCGAAUAUAAACAGAAGACAUUAACUCAUUUUUACACUCAACUAAUUUGUCAUUCCUUUUGCCAUAAACAAAAUAAUAGCCCAAGAAAUAACAUCUAGAAAUGACAAUAUAAUAAUAAACUAAUUAAAUAAAUAUCAUAAAUUUUUUUGUUACACCAUGACUCAUACACACAAAAAAUGGGAAAAGAAAGCAAGUUAAAAAUAAUAAAAGUGUAAAGGUGCAGAGAAAAUAUUAUAAUAGGAAAAAAAUAUAAAAAAAAUUAUUCAUAUAUUGAACAUAUUGAAAAUUUUAAAGAAAUAUAAAUAAAUGUGCUGAAAAAUGAGGAAAAAAAAUAGAAGGUUGGUUCACAAUGAGUUCUCAGCGAAUUUGAGAAAGGAAUAAACACUUUAAUUCAUUUUACUUUUAAUUAAAUCACUUGAAAUGCCUGAGAAGCCAAAAUUAUAAACAAAUUCUUGUUUUCCUUUUAGGGGAAAGUGCCCAUGCUUUACAGGGUCCCAAGCUUUAUAAUGACUGAUUUUUUCCUAUGUUUUUCAAUAAAUAUGACUCAUUGCACCCAAAUUUUAAAAACUAGUAAAAACUAUUUAAAAUAUAUUGCGGAGUCACAUUUAUUCAGAAACAUAGGAAAAAUUUAGUCAUUAUAAAGCUUGGGACCGUGCAAAGCAGGGGCACUUUCCGUUAUACUAAAAAAAUAAUACUUUUGUUUUGAUCAUUUACAUACCAAUUUUAAUUUUUACUUAUUAAAAUUAUUAUAUACUGACCAAAAUAUAGCAGCCAAAGGCAAAAGCCUUCAAAUUCGCUUUUCAUUUUCAAAAUUGCUACAUUGAGAGAAAUCCGAAAAAGUUAAAAUAACAUUCCGGAAAUGUUAAUUUUACCCUGCAGUAUUGAUCCAAAAUCGGUGUAAAUAUUACCCUUUUCAGGUGGAUUGGGGGUUAAAGUUAACCUUUUUCAUGUUAAUUUUACCCUUAAAAAAGGUGUAAAAUUAACAUUAAAAAAUGUUGAUAUAUUUUUACACCUAAAAAGUGUUAAAGUUAUAAGGAUAAAAAGUUAAUCGCACCCUCUUUUUUUUCUCAGUGUGUAUAGAGCCUUAACUCCCAUGUCCUGUGAGGCUCUAGACUCUAGACAAACUGGCAAAGCAAGAAAAUUCUAAAUUUGACCAAUAUGAGGAAGACUUGGAACUAAGCCAGACGAUUUUGAAAAAAGAACGACUUUUUCUAAGCUGCCCCAUUCUCCAAUGCUCACCGGUUCCCAAUCGUUCUAACAAAUUGGUUGUUUUCAUCAGCAAGAUAUGUAGAUUGUUUUUAAAUCCAUAAAAAUAUAAGUCAUUAAAAUUAUAUUAUGAUACUUGCUGAAGGAAGUUCUAUCCUAUAAAUAAGUUAUUGACGGUUUCAAUUCCGAUUAGGGGGAAGUGGGGUACCUUUGAAAGUGGAGCACCUUUGAAAUUGGGAUUUUUCACCUAUUUUUAAAUAAAAUUGAGACUAAUCGGGAUAUAUUUUUGAUUUUCAAUGUGUUUGUGCAGCUAAAUUUUAUAACGAUAAGGCUCAAUUUUAUUAAAAAAAAAUAGGUGAAAAGUCCCAAUUUCAAAGGUGCCCCACUUCCCCCUACUUUAAUUAGUACGGGAUUUAACUUUAAAGCCUUCAGAGCAAAGGGAAUUUGGACUUGUAACAAAUCUAUACAACAAAUGCAAAGAUAAAUAUUUUUGGUCAGUUAAAUAAAAUUCAGUAAAAACGGGAAAUCGCUCAUACAAUAUAGGUUCAUAAUUGAUUUGGUUAGUUUCAUUUAAAAAUAGGAGAAAAAAGCUCUAUUUCAAAGGUGUCCCAAUUCAAAUGUUCUCCACUUCCCCAUAUCUCAAAAAUUUAAAAAGUUACUUGGACCUAUUUUUAGAUCACUAAAAAGUUUUAUAACUUUUUAAAUUUCUUUUUCCAAACAAAAUAUCACAUUUAAAUUUUUUCGUUCAAUUCGUUCGACUAAGUUCGAUUUCCGAGAAAAAAUAUUGCAAUAUUUUUUAAAUGUUAUGAAAUUCUUUUCACUACACUGAGAGAAAUCCGAAAAAGUUAAAAUAACAUUCCGGAAAUGUUUAUUUUACCCUGCCCUAUUGAUCUGAAAUCGGCGUAAAUAUUAUGCUUUUUAGGUGGAUUAGGGGUUAAACUUACCCUUUUUUAUGUUAAUUUUACACUUAAAAAGUGUAAAAUUAACAUUAAAAAAUGUUGAUAUAUUUUUACACCUAAAAAGUGUUAAAGUUAUUAGGAAAAAAAGUUAAUCGUAUCCCCGUUUUUUUCUCAGUGUAAAAGAAUAUGUAAAACUUUAGAUGAUAUUAAAAAAAACAACUUUAAGCACAAUCAAAGAUAAUUUUACAAAAUUUAAAAAAAUAAAAACUAAACAAGGCUCAAAAUCACAAUAGAAACCAGUCAAAGCAGUAACCGUUUACUUUAUAAACCUUAACAAAAUAAUUUCAGCUCUGUGUAUGGAAAAAGGAAAAGUGUCUCGGAUAGAGGAAAUAUGGUAUGUUGUCCGAGACAAUCAAUAUUGUCCAGGGUUAAUUUUUGGCUCAUAAUGCUCGUGAAUAUGAUCUCAGAAUUGAGUUUUUAACAUUAUUGAGAAAUUUACUGAACCAACCUGUAUGCUGUAAAUCUUCAGAAAUUAUUGUGAAUCAACCUAAAAAAAAUGCGCGUGAAAUUUAAUUUCUAUCAAAAGCAAAAACUUUUAACCCUCCUAACUUCUUCAAAAGAAAUUCCAGAAGAAAAAACCAUUGUAAAAUUAUAAAGUGAUUUUAUAGCAGAUUAAUUCAUAAAUUCCAUGUAAAAUUGUGAUUAGUUAAUCGAUAGUGAAUGAUUUGUUGCCAUGAACCUUUUUUUGUUCCUCGAGAUGGAUUUUUGAGAAAGAAAGAAAAAGAAACUCGACGAAGAAAUGAUAAUAAAUGUUAAUCGAUGAAGAGAAAA